AUGACUUUGAAACUAAACCAAAAGGUCAAUUUAUUAAUUUUAAACUUGCUGAAUUAUAUAAGCUUUACUUAAGACACUAACUAAUCAGCCUUUAUUAACUUAACAAAUACUCGAAAUGAAUUAUGUAGCAAUAUAAAAUUUUGUAAAAUAAAAACUUAAAUUAGUUGACAUAUCUGAUACUUAAAGAAAAGAAGUUUGGAAUUCAAUAUAUGCUAAAUCACAUUUUGAAAUAUAAGAAAACAUUGAAAUUAUUGUUAACAACAGUUAUGAGCUAACGAAUAAUGAUUAUUUCACUUAAUUAUCUAGCUACACUAUCCCUUGGAUAAUACUUGCUUUUGGAACCCUUAUACUUUCUAUUUUGUAUAUAAUAAUUGUUUUAAAACCAAAGUUAAAAUAAUAGUUGAUUUUAGUUCUGUUGUAGUUUGGAUAAAAAAUCAUACAGAUGAAGAAUAUAUUAAAAAUACAAAAAGAUUACAUAAAUAUGGCAUCGUCUCAAUUGUUAUUUUAAAUCUAAUCAUCAUAAUUUGUUCUAUAAUUGCUUUAGUAAUUAUAUAAUUACAAAAAAUUAGGUUUAUAAAAAUGAUGUUACUGAAGGACUCUCUUAUUCAAGUUGUUAUUUAAGCUAAUCAUUUGACGAUUUAUUAAAUAAAAAAGAUGAAAAUUUUGUUGGAUAUGGUAAUCUUUAAACAGAUUUUUAAAUUUUGUCAAAACAUAUUCAAGAUUUUUAGAUAAAUUUAAAGAAUUUAUUUUAAGAUAGAAAAUCUAUUAAAAUGGCAUAAAAGCUAUCAGAAUUAAUUGAAUUUAAUGAUUAGUAUUUUAUUUAUUUAAUUUAGAUUUAAGAGAAAUUUACCAAGAUCCCCAUUGCCAAUAAUGAUAUCUUCUAAUGGUACAAAUGUAAUAGAAAAAGUAGAGUCUCAUUUUUCAAAAUCUAAAUUAGUAAUUUAAUAAAUAACAAUAUUAGUUUGAUUAUAUCUUAUCAAAUGAAUAAGAUGAAGAUUAUUUGACUUUUUAAGAAUAUUAUGAUCUUCUCAAAUAAUAAGAUGAACAACUUUAUUUAACAGAUCAAAUAAAUUAAGUGAAUAAUUUUUAUGAAAAUGUUUUUUAGCAUUUUGGAGUAAUUGAGAAUUCAUCUUUUACUCUAAGAGAUUAAAGAUUGACUUAAACAUAUUCAAAAACUCAAAAAUAAUUAUAAGUGAUAAACAAUUAUUUAUUUGUAUAUUCUAAUAAGUAUAUGGGCUUUCAUUAGAGUUUGAAUGAUAAAAUUAUUACUUACACAAAUGCUGUAAUGGGAAUUGGAAUUACAUUAAUAAUUUUUUGCUUUUUUUAGAUCAUAAUUUGGGUAGGCUAUUGGUUAAAUUAUAAGCUAAAAAUUAAAAAUAUUAUUGAUUUCUUAUGGUUUAUUUGUAAUUUAUUGUUAAUAGCGCUAUUAAUUGUAAAUAUAUUCCUCCAUUCUCAUUCUUAAUUAUCAUAUGAUUUGUGUAUAUAUUUUGAUGGUUUUGUAAAUAAAAUUGAAAAAUACUAAACUCAAGAUAUCAUUAAUUUUGACGAUUCAAAAUAAACACUACAAAAUUGUCUAUUUGAAGAUGGAAAUAUUUAUGAAUAAUUAAAUCUUAUUUAAAAAAUAAAAGAUAUUAGAACAUAUAUAUAUGGUGAUUAAGGAAUAGAUGAAGAAAUUUAAAGAAUUACUUCCAACUAAGAAGAAUUUAUAAAAAAAAUCUAAAAUAAUAGUUUAAGUCUAACUUAAAUUUUAGAUGGAACAAUAAUUGAUCUUGAUUAAAAUUAAAAGGCAGAGUUUUAAAAAAUAGUAAAUGCUUUUAAUGAUUUAAGACAAAAUCAAGAUUGUAUUGAAUUAGCAUUUAAAAUUUGCUCUGAUGGAACAAGUCCAAAAAAAUAAGGAUCGUAAAACCAAACAUAAUAUUGCUGGCAUCCUUCUUAUUUAAUAACUAAAUAUUCUUCAAAUUGUUAUGAACAGUAAAAUUAAUUUUAGAAAUUAAAACAGCAUUUUUAAUCUCAAGCCUAAGGUUGGAUGUAAGCAUAAUAGUUAGAAUCAUAAUUUGUCUCUUUAAAUUAAGUAAUUAUUGAAAGCUUAAAUUAAUAUAUUUAAUUAUUUUAAAAGUUUAAUGAAAAAGAACAAAUGAUUUUGACAAGUAUGAAAAAUAUACUAAAGUCAGCUAAUUGUACAUUCAUAAAAGUAAAUAAUUAUUUUUUAAAUAUAGGAACAUUACAAUAAAAUGUUAGAUGGGAUGUGCAUAAUUUAUGCUGAAUCAAUAUAAAAAGUAUCUAUACUUGUAAUAAUCAUUAUAUGUAUGCUAUUUCUAUCUGUCAUUUUUAAUUGUCUUACCUCUAUCUAGGUAUCUCAUUUGGAAUCUUAUGAAGAAUAUGCAUCUACAAAGGUUAUGAAUUUUGCAGGAUCUAGUAGAAUGAGAGGCACAGAUGACCUAAAUCAAAUGCAACAUGUAUAUCCUUUGAAUGUAAUGAGUGUUGACUAAGAUUCAAAAUGAGC
This is a messenger RNA of Paramecium sonneborni, 2503 nucleotides long. Lineage: Eukaryota; Ciliophora; Oligohymenophorea; Peniculida; Parameciidae. The record is from the annotation of a GenBank genome assembly.